Ooceraea biroi (clonal raider ant) is the source of this 2999-nucleotide messenger RNA. Its product is annotated as small G protein signaling modulator 3 homolog. Gene Ontology annotation, biological process: regulation of GTPase activity. Gene Ontology annotation, molecular function: GTPase activator activity; small GTPase binding. NCBI's taxonomy places the organism in Eukaryota, Metazoa, Arthropoda, Insecta, Hymenoptera, Formicidae. The record is from RefSeq and is a predicted model, not a curated record.
CGUUAUUCCAUGGUGCUCCGUAAAAAGCUGACGCGCGGCACUGACGGACGCGAAAUGCCCGCAAAAUGUCAGUGAGUGUCUGACAGAAUCUGAGAACGAGAGCAUUUCCGCGCGAUGGAUCUGGCCAAGUCGUUCUUCAAUGUUCGCGAUCAUGACGGUUACGUGGGAAAGGAGGAGCAUCACAAAAAAUUGGAAACAGCAGUCUCCGAGGAUGAGAUUGAAGUGGAAGUCGGUGGUCUGUGUGGCGAAACCCUGUCGCCGGCACCGGGUGGUCCAUUCUCCGCGUUGACUUCGUCCAUGUGGCCACAGGAUAUCUUAGCUAAGUUGAAUCAACCCGACGACCCAAAUUCGCAGCCUGAAUACAGUGUUCUGCCGAUUGUGAAAUGUAGAUUUGAUGAAUUUGGCUUUCGUGUGGAGGAAGAAGAUGGUCCUGAGCAGAACUCGAAGAAGCUGCUGGGCAUACCGUUCGUUGAAGAGCCUCAGCACAGGCUGCAGUGGGUUGCUCUUUUGGAGUUCAGCCACAACAAAGAGGUGGCGGAGCUCUCAUGGCAAAAUAUGGAUCGAAGGCUUCCCCGUACGGAUAAGCUACGCGAGAUGGUUCGGCAUGGGAUACCUCAUUCCUUGAGGCCGCAGAUCUGGAUGCGCAUGUCAGGAGCGCUCCAGAAAAAGUGUUCGUCAGAGAUAAUGUACAAAGAUAUAGUGAAGGCCUCGAGUAACGACGCGUUAAUGACUAACAAGCAGAUCGAGAAGGAUCUUCUUCGCAUUAUGCCAGCCAAUGCAUGCUUCAGCCACCUUCACAGCACCGGUAUACCCCGUUUAAGGCGCGUCAUGCGUGCCUUAGCUUGGCUCUAUCCUGAUAUCGGGUACUGCCAAGGCACUGGUACUAUGGCGGCGUCACUAUUGCUGCUCUUGGAAGAGGAAGAUGCGUUCUGGAUGAUGGCGACGAUAGUGGAAGAUUUGUUACCAGCUUCUUAUUAUUCCUCAACAUUACUGGGUAUCCAAGCUGACCAAAAAGUACUUCGUACACUAGUAGCUAAUUAUCUUCCCGAUAUAGAUCACGUUUUGGUGCAGCACGAUAUAGAACUGAGCCUCAUAUCUCUGCACUGGUUUCUGACUUUAUUCGCGUCGGUUGUGCACAUGAAGAUAUUGCUGCGCAUAUGGGAUAUGUUCCUUUUCGACGGAUCCAUAGUUUUGUUUCAAAUCACGCUCGGCAUGCUGAAGAUAAAAGAGACAGAUUUGAGGCAACUGGAGAACUCCGCGCAAAUAUUUAAUGCCCUCUCGGACAUACCAGGAGAUAUCGAUGACGUGGACCAAUUGUUCGAUGUAUCUUUAGAAGUUAGUGGAUCGUUGACAGACGUGUUAGUCGAAACUCAUAGACGUCGUCACUUGGCAUAUUUAAUGGCUGACCAAGGUGGAUUAGUAGGUAACCCGGAUGCUGUACCAAAUUUGCCGAAGCAACAUUUGAAUAGACGUCAAAUGAAGCGGAGUAAAUCUAUGUUGCAAGCAAUUUUAUUUGGAAACGACGACGGCGAGGACGAUACGAAGUCGAAAAACAUUCGCCAAACGGAGAUUCUGGUGGAUUUAAGGGAAGCGGUUUUACAAGUUGCGAGACACUUCAUAAACGUCGAUCCAAAAUCGAACAACGUCCUCCUCAUAGCAGAUUACACCAUGGAAAGUCACGCGAAAGACCAUGACAAUUAUGUCAACGUAUCGCGAACGCGGAAGAGGAGAGCCAAAGCUUUACUAGAUUUUGAAAGACAUGACGAUGACGAGCUUGGUUUUCGAAAGAACGAUAUAAUUACGAUCAUCAGUCAAAAGGAUGAGCAUUGCUGGGUGGGAGAACUCAACGGGCUGAGAGGGUGGUUUCCAGCAAAGUUUGUAGAACUGCUGGACGAGCGGAGCAAGCAGUACACGUGUGCCGGAGACGACGCGGUUAGCGAGGCUGUUACGGAUUUAGUAAGAGGCACGUUGUGUCCCGCGGUGAAAGCGGUGCUGGAGCACGGAAUGAAGAGGCCGUCGUUCCUCGGCGGACCGUGUCACCCGUGGCUGUUCAUCGAAGAAGCCUCCAACAGAGAGGUAGAAAAGGAUUUCAAUUCCGUUUACAGCCGACUGGUGCUAUGCAAGACGUACAGAUUGGACGAAGACGGCAAGGUUCUAACGCCGGAAGAGUUACUAUACCGUUGCGUCCAGUCUGUGAAUUUGACGCACGACAACGCGCACGCUCAGAUGGACGUGAAGCUGCGUUCCCUCAUCUGCCUCGGAUUGAACGAGCAAGUGCUUCAUUUAUGGUUGGAGGUUCUCUGUUCUUGCGUAGAAGUGGUACAAAAGUGGUAUCAGCCAUGGAGUUUCAUAAACAGUCCAGGAUGGGUGCAAAUCAAAUGCGAAUUAAGGAUACUGAGUCAGUUCGCAUUCAACUUGAACCCCGACUGGGAGCUGCCGCCCAAGAAGGAGCAGUCGCAGCCUCUAAAGGACGGGGUUCGUGAUAUGCUAGUCAAACAUCACUUAUUUAGCUGGGAUCUCUAGCACGUACGAGAUAGUUUAUGCGCUUGAUAAUUAUUUAUUAUUAAUAAGUAUUAUUAAGAAGAUAAUUUAUUAUUAAUAAGUAGAUGGCCGUGCCAUCCUCUCAAAUUUGAUCUUCAACCCAUGAUCUCUAAUUUAUAGUAGAUCCAAUAUCUAGAUUGGGGCAGAAUUUUAAUUUAAGGAUAAUUUCAAGACUGUAAAAACAUUCUUCUAUAAAUUCCAUUAUAUAUAAAAAGAUAAAAUUAAUCGUUAAUAUAAUUUCACGCGCGCGCGCGAUUGACAACCGUGAAAAAAAACCAGAUCUUAUAUCUAUAAAAUAGAAAUAUUUAGCUAGAAAAUAUCAGAUAACCACUGUUAUCUGUUAUAUAUGAUGUCUAACCGUGUAAUAUAUAAUUUCUGUAUAUCUGUGUAUAUAUGUACAAGUAUAUAUAUAUAUUAUCACAUCUUCAAUUGUGACGUAUCCUGCAACAGAAAAAAAA